UCGAAAUCAGCUGUUUUGAUGCCAAACAGAAAAGGCAGAAUUCCAGCAGGCUGACACAGGCGAUUCUGCUCUUUUAUUUUUCGUAGUGUGCUCUAUCCAGAAACAUUAUAAUGACUAUGACGGCGUGUUUAAUCUCCAGAACAGGAGAAUUUAUAUAAUGUAUAGUAGUUGAGAAAUGAAUCUCCAAUCAAUGUUUCGCGACUUUAAUCCUGGGAAAUUUAUUGUGUGGGUGUGUUUGGCAACAUUCACUGCCCUACUCUCUCUUCGUCUUGAUGAUGAACUGGACUGGAGUUACUGGAUUGUCUUCUCACCAAUUUGGGUGUGGAAGAUCCUUGUUGUGACAGGAGCCCUUAUUGGGAACAUAGUCUGGUGGAAGAAUCCUCAUUAUAGAUUAGAAGGCCAGUCAUACAUCCAGUACCGGGCCUUACUCAUCUCCCUUGGCCUUCAUCUCUUCUUGUUGAUGUUUGAGGUCUUGGUGGCUGACAAAUUAGAAAAUAAGCGUCAUGCCUGGGUGUCUGUCUUUGCUCCUCUUAUUUUGAUAUCUCUUGUGUCCAUUGCUGCUUGUAUCUGGGCAGUAAAACAUGACAGGUCUUUUGAGCUCGAGCUCUUCUGUUCAGUGAAUCUACUGCAGUUCAUCUUUAUUGCUCUCCGACUUGACGAAUAUAUAAGAUGGCCUUGGGAGUCUUACUUAAGUCAUCCUGUAAGACAGUGUAAAAGCAAGGAUAGGUGGUUUGGCCUGCGAAAAGAUGUGUGCCAGUUUUUGCUUGGAGUUUGCCCUCUCCUUCAAGAGUAUGCAAACAUAUCCUACAGUAUUCCUCAUGCAGAAGAGUCUCAGACGGAUAACCGUAGCCCUCUCUCAGUAGAAGGAGGUGUUGUUACCUCAGAAAAGAAAGAUGUUGUAGCUUCAUCUCGUAGACUAGAACACAGAGUAGUAGUGCCAGCUAUAAGUUUGGAAGUUCCUGACUAAGUGAAAACAGACAGUAGUGAUUAAUGAGAUUAACAUAGAUGAUACAACUUGCUUUACAAAUAGACGGGCAUUCAUCUUUCCUUAAAGGAUUUAGCUAUUCAGAAUAAAAGAAUAUAUUUAUUACAAUUUGAUAUCUUUCAAAUCAAAUUAUUUUUAUUGGGUUGAGUACAGCAAGAGUCUUGCUGAUAAAAUUUCUGAGAGGAUAAAAUUCCUAUUUGAUACUAUAAAAUAUGCACAGAGAAAUUCUUGGAUGUCCUUUGAUCUGUUUACCUUGUUUUAGAAAUUUCAUGCCUUUCUUUUCCUGAUCUUAAUACCAGCAAAAGAUAUUUGUUAAUGUAGUCAAGUAAUAUCAGAGGCUGUCUUAGAAACUAGGUAUGAAUUUCCAAUAUGGUGCAUUUUUUUCAUAUAAUAUGUAGACUUAGUCAUUAUACAUCAUACAUCAACUUUUUUGACAAAUGCAUUUUCAGUAAUAUAAAUAUGUGUAUAAAAGGUAAGAAUGAAAUUAAUAUUUUCACAAUACAGGAGGUGUAUUUGAUUGUUUCAAUUAUAUCUUCGUCAGAAAUACAUGAUAUAAUCAAAACCUGUCAAAUACAUCUCUUGUAUUGUGAUGAUAUUCCUUCUCAUUCAUUCGUUUUAUACAUUUGUCAAUAUGAAUAUGGUUGAAUAGAAAUAUAUACAAAUUAUGGAGGAACAUGACUUCUACAUUACCCACUGGCACAACUAUACCUGUUGUCCUAAGUAGUUUUGUUAACUUUUUACAACAAAGAAUAUUUUGGGUGAUGUAGAGUAGCACCAGAGUAUUUAUUUCCUUACAAACAGCAUUUGCUACUUAGUGUUCACUUGUAUCCAGCCCUGUUGAAAAAAGGGUAAGUAUUUUCAAUUUCACUUUUCUGUAAGGGUCAUUCAUAUUUAUCAUUUUUUUAGAAGCAGAAAUGUUGAUACCCAAAGAACAUUUUGAGUAUGAAGUAAUACUUUUAGAGAUUUUCAAAAGCAUAAAUGGGUAAUUAACCCUCAGCAUACUUUUUGUGUUCAUUGUAUGCCAGCAACUGUGGAUGGCUGCUUAAUACCAUUGUGAUGAAACAUUUUUAGAUAUUUUUUUACUUUCUCAUGCCCCAGAGGUAAUUACAGACUGAUCUGUGAAGUUAAGAUGUAGACUCAUAUGGUAUUCCAAUUCAUUUGUUUCUUCUUGAAGAAAAUAUUUGUGUGUAUGAUGCCACAGGAGAUCCUUAAUAGUAAGGAGUAAUAAUGUUUUCAUCAUAAAUACAGUAGAAGUCAAAAUGUAGAAUUGCAGUGAUUCACUUAACCCAUUCACACCGGGUGUCACGUAUAUGUGACGGGCCCACUUUGAGUUUACUUGUUUAAUUGUUUUUACACAUAGAUGGCUGCACUUGUACUUGUACUGCCUGUCUCGCCUAUUUACUCUUUUCUUUAAUUUACGAAAAUAUUAUACGUUAUCUUAUUUUGCUGUUACUAACAUUAUAGUAAUUAUAAUGUUUAUAAUAAAAAUAACCAUCGAUAUUCAUUGUACUAGUAAAAAUACAUUUUCCCGCCAAAUGAAAUCAGGUAAGGCAGAGCCAUCUAGUGUAGAGAAAUUUCACAAAAAGUAUAAAAAAUGAGCACAGCAUUUUCCCCCAUUUUUUGUUCAUUUUUACCCGGCGCGAAUGGGUUAACAAUGUUCCUGGUUUUAUUAUAUAUUCAGUAAUUUAACCUGUGACAUCAUGAUUCCAGCUCAAUAUACAAAAGAAAACAAUAGCUACAGUACUAUAUAUUUAAAAAAUAAAAUAAUGGGAAGAAUUUUUUAUCGAUCAGUAUGGACAAUAUUCAAGUUAAAUAACAUUUAUAUUUUUGGUGCUUUAAUUUUAUAUAUCAUUAUUUCCAUAUAAAUAUAUAUGACAAUUACAGAGCUUUAAAUGUUAGAUGGUAUAUGUAACUUUAAGAUGAAAGGGAAAUAGGUGCCUACUGAUUUUGAACCACGUAGAAUUAGGAAUGUAUUUUGUACAAUAUUUAGAUAACAUUAGUAGAGACAUGUAGGCAUUUUCUAAUUAUUCAGAAGAAAAGUAUAAGAAAGCAAGAUUCUCUGGAAUUGCAGUUCAAGGGAUAAAGUGGAAAUUUCUGUUUGUUUUAUGUGCUAGGACUGCUUAUUUUGACAUAUUGACAUUCUGUUAUUUAUAAAUACUAUGUUUUAUAUAGUUAGACUGAUAAAGCUAGUGUGAAACCAUCAGUUGCCAUCUCAAACUUCAUACCCAUGAUAACCCAAAAAUAAUCACACAUUAGAUCUAGUUACCAAUAUAUUAUUUUAAUUGAAUUAUGAUUACUUUAAAUAAUAUUUUUUUCUUUUUUUCAUAUCUGUCUGUAGGAUAUUAGUAUUUAAUGCAUGUAGAAUACAAAAAGUGCAUGAAUGUCCACUUCAGUUUUGUUAUCUCAAGGAAUUGAUCAUGGUGUGGACUAUUUCAUUCACAGAGAGGUGGCUGCAAAUGUCUUUACAGUGAGUAAGUAGCAACUAAUGCUCCAUCUCUACCAUACAAAAAGUCAUUGUUAUUACAGUAAUUAUCACCAAGAUGAUGAUAUUAUAAGUAAUAAUAAUAUGGACCAUCAUAUUACUGACUUGCAGUUUUUCAAAUCAUAUGUGUCAUAUCCUAUCUACAUAACCAAAGAUGGAAUAGGCCAAAAAUGGCAGCAGGUCAGAAGCAUGUAGUUAGUUUUAUGUCGGGCUUCACCUCAGGUCACUCAGUACAUCAUAGUGUUCAUGACAGCAGAAGUACAUCAAAAAACAUUUAGAUUGCUUUUGUAAUUUAUCAUCUAGUGUUAUUGUAACAUAUAACCCAAGUGAUUACAUGAUUAUAUCAGAUAAUUUUCAUUAAUUUAUUAGAUAUGAUGAUGUGUUUAUGUUAAUUUAUAAUCAUUUCCAAAAGGUACAAUUUCAAGAAACCAUUGAUGACUAGAGUUAUAUUAGUAGUUAGUUUGCCUAUACAAAGAAAAUGCUGAUGUUACCAAGUUGUAUCGACUGACGGAAAUAUAUCCCAGCAAUGGGAAAUGAGUUAAAACAAAUUGAAACAUCCAUCAAUGGCUUUUCAUUCUUGUGUGCAGGGCCAGAAUUAUUAGAUAUGUUUUGGAGAUCAGUAGUUUUAGAAGUUUGAGUAUCAAAUUUAUAUUAGAAGUAAAAAAUAGUGUUAUUGACAAGGUUAAAUAAGGUCCAUCUAUUAGAACAUACAUUUGAGGCAAUUAGAAAAAAAAUAUUACCAAAGUUUUUGAUAUAGCUAUUUUGUUCAGAUAAGAAGCUUAUAUCAAAUCCCGUACAUAAAGCCUAUAAUUGUGUGAACAAAUUUUUUGGCAAUGAGUUUGGCUUACUAUUUUAUAUGUAUGAUAAGAAGUUAUUGUUGUGAUAGUAAAAUAAAAUAUGUUUUUUUCCAAACUGAUUAAA
Messenger RNA from Penaeus indicus, 4388 nucleotides. Its product is annotated as transmembrane protein 185A-like. The record is from RefSeq and is a predicted model, not a curated record. Lineage: Eukaryota; Metazoa; Arthropoda; Malacostraca; Decapoda; Penaeidae. Bases 176 to 967 code for a protein of 263 amino acids. The transcript has 6 exons.